GUGAGCGGAGCUGCCGGGCCGGCGGGCGGAGCGACCAGUGGCGUGCAGAACCGACGGUUCGGAGGCAUCGCGGAGCUGGGGUUGGCGCCGCGCAGAGCCCUCCCACCUCAGCGCUGCCUCCUUUGCACCUGGGCCCUGUCGCCCGCGACGAGGAUGAUGAUGUGGUCCAACUUCUUCAUGCUCGAGGAGGACCGCCGGCUGGGGGCCGCCGUGGGCCGGCGGCGAGCUCACGGGGCGCGCAAGGCCAGCAUGACCCCUGAGCACGAGGGGAAGAUCAAGCUGGCGCUGCUGCUGACCUCCGUGGGUGCCACGCUGGCAGUGCUGGCCGUGGGCACCGAGUUCUGGGUGGAACUCAACACCUACAGGGACAACGGCAGUGCCGUCUGUGAUGCUGCCCACCUGGGGCUCUGGAAGAUGUGCACCAAGCGACUGUGGCAGGCGGACGUGCCCGCGGGCAGAGACACCUGCGGCCCAGCGGAGCUGCCCGGAGAAGCAAACUGCACUUAUUUUAAAUUCUUCACCACGGGAGAGGAUGCUCACAUCUUCCAGAGAACCACAAAGAAAGAGGUAAAUUUGGCAGCUGCGGUGAUAGCAGUGCUAGGCCUGGCAGUCAUGGCCCUGGGGUGCCUCUGUAUCAUCAUGGUGCUCAGCAAAGGUGCAGAGUUCCUGCUCCGGGUUGGAGCCAUCUGCUUUGGCCUCUCAGGCCUGCUGCUUCUGGUCAGCCUGGAGGUGUUCCGCCAUUCCGUGCAAGCCUUGCUGCAGAGAGUUAGCCCUGAGCCCCCCCCGUCCCCAGCCCUGACCUAUGAAUACUCCUGGUCUCUGGGCUGUGGCUUGGGGGCCGGCCUGGUCCUGAUCCUGGGGAGUGGCUUCUUUCUCCUGCUCACCCUGCCUCCCUGGCCCUGGGGCUCCCUCUGUCCCAAGUGGGGGCACAGGGCCACCUAGGGCCACCAUUGUGCUUUCUCUAAGCAACUCCCAAACCCUUCUCCUUUCUCCAUCGUGCCCCUCAGAAUCUUUUGCCCCAUGUCCUAGAGAAACUGUGUUCUCCCUGCCCUGGGGGCCCAUGCUGUUUGCACAGAACUGCCCCUCAUGCCCUCAUCUUUUUUCUCUGUAAAUAUGUUUUUCUCGGGGGCUAAAUUUGGGUUGCUUAGGAGUGGGAUGGGGAGAGGAUUUUUGCAAACGAGGGUCCCCAGGGAAGGCUGGUGGGGACCUGAUGGGGUAACUAGGGAGUGGGGGGGUGGGGUCAGGGGGUCUUGGGAGGGAGUUGGAGCUAUUUGUUCCACAGAUUUGGAUGUAUUCGCUUGUGGGAGAGACUUCCUCCAGGGAAACAGGGGAAGGGGGGAGGAGAGAAUCUCUGGGUCUGACCUCACUGUUGUUGAUUUGGGAUUAAAGGUUUGGAAAUUUAACAACUUUGA
Messenger RNA from Balaenoptera musculus (blue whale), 1412 nucleotides. RefSeq names its product calcium voltage-gated channel auxiliary subunit gamma 6 (gene CACNG6). The coding region runs from base 154 to 942 and encodes 262 amino acids. Gene Ontology annotation, molecular function: calcium channel regulator activity. The record is from RefSeq and is a predicted model, not a curated record. Gene Ontology annotation, biological process: regulation of calcium ion transmembrane transport via high voltage-gated calcium channel; calcium ion transport. Gene Ontology annotation, cellular component: membrane; L-type voltage-gated calcium channel complex. NCBI's taxonomy places the organism in Eukaryota, Metazoa, Chordata, Mammalia, Artiodactyla, Balaenopteridae. The transcript has 5 exons.